AAGUUUUACAGCCGCGCUCGGUGUUUUCCGAGGGAUGAAUUUGCUUGGUAUCGGGCAGCGGUGGUUUGUCUGUUUCUGGUUGUUGGGGCGCAGAUGUCUCUGUAGGGAGUUUUUUUGAUAUAUAUAUGUGUGUGUGUGUGUAUAUAUGUGUGUGUGUAUAUAUAUAUAUAUAUAUGUGCAUCCUCCUGCUAGGGACGCUGUCGUUCAGAGGCUGCAGGCAGCUUGCCUGGGUGGGCGACGUGCUUUCGUGGAGGGCAGAGGGCUAAGGGUGCGUGGCUAUGGGGGCAGAGCCACGUGGCCCCUCUCUCAAUAAGGAGUGUCCCGCAUCUCACUGAGGCUGAUUUUGUGGCAUUUGGCAGUUUUACGCCUUCCCGUGCCCCUGCUGUGGGGUUUUAGUGUCUGGCAUGCCGGGAAGGUGCCGCUGCUCGCUGGUCCGGGUGCUUGCGCACGCCUGUGCCACUCAGCAGGAUCCCGGCUGGCAAAGCCUUCGCACGUGGGCUCCAGUGCCAGGGGGUGAGGUGGGAAACAUCCCUGCCAGAGAGCACCCGGCAUCCCAGGCCCAUGGGAGGGACUUUUCUUAUUAAGAAUCCUUAAAACUUUCAGGAGUGGAUUUUCAGGUGCCGACAGCUGUGCUGGGGCAAGCCGUGGUGUGAGCCGUGUGGCGUUGGGUCAGGCUGCCUCGAAGCCGUAGCGGAAGGAGAGGGAAGCUCUCACUGCGGUGCCUUCCUCUGACCUUGUAUGUAGAGCAGGGGAAGAGAAAGCCGUUCCCCGGCUGCAGGAGCCUGGCUUGUUUUCCUGGCUUUAGGAAUGGUUUUCCUGCCGGCUGAGUGGGUCGGUACCGGUGGGGCACAUUCUCUGUGCUGGAGCUGCGCCGGCUGUGAGAUGGGCCUCGUUUCGGCUGACCAGAUCAUUAAAAAUUGAAACAUCUGGGUGUGAAUAUUUAUCCCCAGGCUGGAGCAGAGAAGCCCAGGGAGGGAGGAGGUGGGGUGGCUGCUCCGGGCCAUGCCCUAGGGGACAGAGCCCCUCCAGGGAGGCCACGUCACCUCAUUUUUUAAGCCCCUCUGGUUAUCUGGCUUAUUUGAGCCUGAAACACGCAUCCAUCCCUGAGCAGGCAGCUGAGGAGCCUGUUCCCUCCUGGUGCUGUUUUUUAAUUGCAGGUUGCUGCCUUGCUUGGGGAAGGACUCCGGCUCCCAGGGCCAAGGGUCUCCCGGGUCCCACGACCCCGCAGCGGUGGUCUGCACUGAGUAGGGUGCUCCGCGCCCACUGCCAUCCGUGCGGGAUUAGUGCUGGGCAUUUGCACCCCUGCCAGGCAGCAGAGUUAAUUUUUGCCCGAAGCGGGUUUCCUGCGUGGCCUGAACUUGCACAGGGAAAAUCUACGGUGAAGCUGGGCAGCCCCGCUCCCCUCUCUGGCCUGAUCCUGGCCCACCUGCGGCACAGGGAGCCACGGCCUCGUAAAUAUUCGGGCACGGGCCGGCGGCGGGGGCGGCGCUGCCCGCCGGCAGACCCGGACCAUGCUGGCCUGCCUGCAGAGGACCCAGAACCCCCCAGCCCAGCACCUCGCCUGCCCCAACAAGGCACUGGAGCCGCGCAAGUGCGAGACGGCGGCACCCAUGCAUUCCCCGCGCUACCCCAGCCCUGCCGAGCUGGACGCCUACGCACAGAAGGUGGCCAACAGCCCGCUGACCAUCAAGAUCUUCCCCACCAACAUCAGGGUCCCCCAGCACAAGCACCUUAACCGGACGGUCAAUGGCUACGACACCACGGGGCAGCGCUACAGCCCCUAUCCCCUGCACGCCGGCGGCUACCAGGGUCUCCUGGCCAUCGUCAAAGCCUCCGGUAAAAGUGUGGUGAAGAACUCGGAGGGGAAGCGGACUAAGCUCUCUCCCGCCCAGGUCGGCGUCGCUCCCUACCCCGUGUCAAGCACUUUAGCUCAAGGUCCCUCCUGCGCCGGGCAGCUGAGCUACCACGGCGGCCAGAAGCAGCUGGAGGGUCCCGUGCCCCCCAACGUGACGGUGGCGGCCUCCGUGCUGCCGCUGGCGGGCAGGAGCCUGGCCCUGCCGCCGUCCAACCUGCCCUCCAUCCAGAGCAUCAUCUACCAGAUCAAUCAGCAGUGUCAGGCGCAGGGCGCCCAGCCGGGCUGCCCUGCCGUCGUGGCCGCCAACCCCAGCCCGGCCAAGCACGGCGCCUUCCCCGGCGCCGCCGCAUACGCCGGCGCCGUCCUGCCGGAGUGCCGCAAGGGCACCGAGCUGGCGCUGGGCUCCAACCCGGCCGCGGCCCUGGGACCCAAGGCGGGCGUCUACCCCGAGGGCAUGGACUACCUGGUCUGGCAGCAGAAGCAGCAGCAGCAGCACCUGCGAAUGUACAGCGGGGGCAGCGGCGGCGGGGGGGCCCUCAGCAAGUCCCCCGAGACGUGCGCAGGGGCUUCGCGCCCCUACGCCCUGAGCGGCGCGGCCGAGAAGGUGAGCUCGUCCCCCUUGAACUGCAUGCACGGCAACUUCUCGGUGGGGCAGUACUUCGCCCCUCCCUGGAACAGCAUCUUGGUGACCCCCAACAGCGACUGUUACAACCCGCCGGAGCUGGGGGCCGGGCCCCGCGAGCUGGGGGUGCCCCCCGCCGAGGGGCUGCCCAGCAAGACGCUCUGCAAUACCUCCAUCCUCAGCAGCAGCCUCCAGUCCCUGGAGUAUCUCAUCAACGACAUCCACCCGCCCUGCAUCAAGGAGCAGAUGCUGGGCAAGGGCUACGAGACCGUGUCUGUGCCAAGGCUCUUGGACCACCAGCACGCCCACAUCCGCCUGCCCGUCUACAGAUAAGGAACCGAUGCUGCUUUUCCCAAACCCAGGGGCGAGGACUUUGGCGCGAGCCGUGCUCCCCGCCGGCACCGUGCGGGUACCGGACCGUGGCAGCGAGGAGGGCGGGGGGACGGGGAGGGGGACAUGGGGUCGGCUGCCAAAAGGGCUCCCGGGACACUGGCGUUUCACUGGGGUCCCCAGACUGGAUACACCCGCAACCCGCCGGAAGCCGAGGACGAAGGACCGCUUGUCUAUAUAGCUCAGAAAUCAUUUUAUCUCCACGAAUGUGAACAGGGAAUCGCUACGAGUUGCUGCUAUCCAGGGAGAGGAGGCUCCGCUCCGGGCGCCCGGCCGGAUCCGUGCGGGGCAGAGCCCUGUGCCGCGGCCGGCCGAGAGGCUCACUGGCAGCCGGUGCCAGCCCGGCAGCCAGCCGGUGCGCGGUGGCCGCAGGGAGCUCGCGCCUGACCUGUAGCUGAAGUCCGUAACUUGCACUGCUUUGAUUAAAGCUAAUAAUUGGGGACAGUCUGGAGGCUAUUUAAGAAAAACACUUGAAAACUUGAACAGAUUUUUUUUUUAAUUUUUUUUUUUUUUUAGUUGACUAGGCUGUACAUCUACGUGUUGGCUGCUACAGAGUCUCCUCCCGCCCCUCUUCCUCCUCCUCCUCCUCCUCUUCUCGCCCGGCCCCACGUUGGCCACCGGCUCCUAUUCCCACUCAACCGGGAGGUUUGGUGGCCCCAUGCCAGGCACCCAGCAGGACCCCCGGCCCCUCUCCCUUCCCGUGGCACCCCCAGGAACCUGCCCGGGUCUCACAUUUCCAGGCUGUUUUUUUUUUUUUUUUUUUCUCCCCUUAUUGUCAGUUCUACCUUGGUUCUGGGUUAGAGGCGACCAUGGUUCCUGGGGCGCUGACAUCCCUCCUUUUUUCUCUUUUUUUUUUUAAAAAAACAGUUCCAAAAUGCUCAUUACAGUCUGUUAUUCACUAUGUGUAAUUCUGUGUUUAAUAGAUUUAUUCAUUUAAAAAAGGCUCCGCACCACAAAAUACAAAGUGUUUUGAUGUUUAAAGGAAAAAAAAAGAAAAAUUCCCUGAUGAAACCCAAGGUGAUUGUGCUCGGAAAAGAGGUACUGUAUCCCUGAAAGGCCUGUUCAAGCACUAAGUGCAUUUACAAAUCUCUGAGAAUGUUUUUUUUUUAUACUAAAAUUGACCAUUAUAUUCUACUGUGAGAAGUGCUGGCUGCACUAUAUUGUUUUAAAAAUGAGAGAAAACAAAUGAAAAAAAAAAAAAACCAAAAAAACACAAAACCCGCAAGCCGUGUGUCCGGAUGGUGUUUUUCCCAAAGUAAAACCAGGAUAUCGCUGGA
Molecule: messenger RNA, 4144 nt
Organism: Aquila chrysaetos chrysaetos
Lineage: Eukaryota; Metazoa; Chordata; Aves; Accipitriformes; Accipitridae
Gene: FAM222A
Product: family with sequence similarity 222 member A
Exons: 3
Coding region: 1512-2810 (432 amino acids)
Source: RefSeq, a predicted model, not a curated record